Scophthalmus maximus (turbot) is the source of this 3234-nucleotide messenger RNA. RefSeq names its product antizyme inhibitor 1b (gene azin1b). Lineage: Eukaryota; Metazoa; Chordata; Actinopteri; Pleuronectiformes; Scophthalmidae. Gene Ontology annotation, molecular function: ornithine decarboxylase activator activity; ornithine decarboxylase activity. Gene Ontology annotation, biological process: positive regulation of polyamine transmembrane transport; negative regulation of protein catabolic process. Bases 437 to 1735 code for a protein of 432 amino acids. The transcript has 11 exons. The record is from RefSeq and is a predicted model, not a curated record. Gene Ontology annotation, cellular component: cytoplasm.
CUCCAGUCGCUCUCCGCCCACCAGCCGACUGAGAAGACUCCGCUCCGCCGACGCUCGUCCUCCCCCCCCCCUCGUCUGAGAGCAUAUGGCGAAAACCGCCCUCUUUCUUUCUUACAUCGUUGGGCCCACUACUCUUUAAAAAUUCCGCCGAAAAAGAGAAGACGAUUUUCCAAAACAUUCUGGCCGUUAUCUCACGGCUCCCCUGUCUCUGUACAGGUGUAUGAGCGCUACCCAGAGGGGCUAGGGGCAGCUCUCUACCGGGAGCACUUUGACUUCAACGCUGAGCCGCCUUGGGAUCCUAGCUGAUAGCGGGACAGGUCCAUCUCCUGACUUGUCCAUUUUGUUGCAUACCGGCAGGACCCCAUUGGCUCAGUCGUGACCCCCUGACUUGGUUAUCUGUUCUUUAUGAUUGUCGGCUUAGCGGAAAACGGUUAAGAUGAAAGGACUUACUGACAAACCCAGCUACAUUGAACUUCUGGAGGGAGGAGUGACCCUUGAAGAUGUCAUUGACGGACACAUCUGCGAGCAGACUCUGGCGGAGAAGAGUGCAUUUGUGGUGGGCGACCUCGGUGCCCUGAUGCAGCAGCAUGCGUGCUGGCAGAGCAUAGUGCCGGAGCUGCAGCCCUACUACCCAGUGAAGUGCAACAAUAGCCCUGCCGUCAUCCAGGUGCUGGCCUCCUUGGGCUUAGGCUUCGUUUGCACCAACAAGGCUGAAAUGAACCUGGGUCUGGAGCACGGGGUGCCACCAGAAAACAUCAUCCUGUCAGGUGUCUGCAAGCAACUGGCACACAUCAAGUACGCUGCCAAGAACAACAUCCAGUACCUUGUCUGUGAAAACGAGGCCGAGCUGUCCAAGAUUUCCCGUCUGCACCCUAAUGCAAAGUUGCUGCUGCAGUUGACCACCGAGGCCCACGCGGCUGAGACCAGCAUGGCCUUCGGCUCCUCUCUGAAGAGCUGUCGGCACCUGCUGGAGGCAGCCAAGGAGCAGGCGGUGCAGGUGGUGGGGGUGACCUUCCACAUCCCCAGUUCCUGCCAAGACUUGCAACAGGCUUACACCCAUGCGCUGUCAGAUGCCCGCUGUGUGUUUGACAUGGGGGUGGAUCUCGGCUUCAACAUGAACAUCCUGGACAUUGGAGGUGGAUUUACUGGCUCAGAGUUUCAGCUCAAACAGGUUGAGUCUGCAGUCAGGCCGCUGCUGGAUGCCUACUUCCCCCCACUGUCUGGUGUGCAUGUGUUGGCGCAGCCGGGCUGCUUCUACGUGGCUUCAGCUUUCAGCCUGGCCGUCAACGUGAUCGGCAAGAAAGUGGUGACCCACCACUGGGACAGCCUAGCUCCAGCAGAGGACAAUGAGAAUACCGAGUUCCUGUACUACAUGAAUGAGGGUGUUUAUGGUCCAUUCAGCCGCAAGCUCCUGGGAAACUCCAUCGCCGCCCCUUCAGUGCACAAGCAUGUGCUGUGUGCUGAGGAGUCGGUGUAUCCCAGCAGCCUGCGGGGCCCGUCACUGGACGAGCUGGACCAGGUGAUGGAUCGCUGUCUGUUGCCUGAGCUCAGUGUGGGAGACUGGCUUCUUUUCUCCAACAUGGGAGCAUGCAGCCUGGAGGAGUCCCUCUCCAGCUCUUCCCAGCUGCCCAUCUACUAUACUGUCUCCACAUCUGACUGGUACGGAAUGCAGGAGGCCGGUGUGGCACUGGACAGUGCCAUGAAGAAUUUCUCCAUGGUCCAGUACAGUGUGUAACUACCCUCUUUGCCCCUGUCCCACUUCAUAUUGCACAGACCCUCCUCAGCCCAUCGUUUCAUGUGGGCAGAGGGGUCCGCGUGGUAUGUAGGACCAGGGGCUAAAUGUGGUAAACAUUCCAGCCACCUUGGAAAACGCAGCGUCAUAUUAUUUCUUUCAGGAAUUUGACUUUUCCACCUCCAAAAAUUGUAAACAAUUUGGUUGUUUGACGACUCAAUUGUCUAAAAUUGUAUCUGGAAGAUUAUCUUUAUAUUUACUCCUCCCUCUGAUGGACUGUCAGCAAAAAGAACUCAAUGACAUUAUGCAACAAAAUGGACGACUCUUUGGAGAUGGGGACCCCACCCCCCCCUCCUUCCCAACAUGUUUGGGGUGUUUUUUCCCGAAAUAAUAAAAAAUCCAGUUUACAAAAUGUACAAUUGAUUUUAAUCAUUUUCUUUACUGAUCACCUGUUGACAGUUGUGUAAAUCCUGUAUCUGUUCAACACAUACAUUUUGUCUGAGAUGAUUUUUGAAGAGAUUCAGAGAAUCAAUGCCUUGUGUGGAUUCUGUACUUCAGACCCCGCACUUUGCAGAGUUUAAAUUAAAUUAUGACAAUGAUGUAACAUUUUUCUUUAUUGCAGUUCACCUCAAUGCAUUUUUAUUUAUUGGAUUCAAAUAUUACUGGGGCGUAUUUGAAGCUCCCUCUGUGUUUUUUGCCCAGGUAUUAUGCUGUGACCCAUCUAACAGUGUUUUCCUGAUAAGAUAUCAAUGUUUUUUUUGUUGUUGUUUUUUUUACGCUACAUGGAUAUAAGUGUGCUGUGAUUGCCAUUUGUGACCUCAGUGGUUUCCCUUUACUCAAAAGGCUUGAAGGAAUUGUUGUGGGAGAUUCUCUUUUCACUGAGCUUGAAUACAGAGAAGCUGCAUACACCCAAACGCACUCCUUACCUCUAAUAGAGAGACGUUAAUCUGGUUUUACAUAAUCUUGCACAAAUCUUUUGUGGGUUUAAAGAAAUACUGUGACAUUUACCAGUGCAGCCCUUGUCUUUUUUUCUUUUUUUUUUCUUUUAGUUCAUAUCAGUGUCUCUUGCCAUGGGAUUGGUCCUUGUUCUCCCAGGAUCUAAAAACCAGCAUAGGAUCUGUGUCAUCUAAAUAUGAUGUUUAUGCAGCCGAUAGAGACCGACAACGUUUAUGUCUCUAAAGUAAAAGACAUGCUAGUUGUGCACAGACCUCUCUGAGGUGCACACGAUUAAUAAAACUCCAGACUUUUCCUCAUGCCUCUCUAAAGUUACGAGGGGACAUACUGCAGUCACUUGUACAGCUCAAUCUCUCAUGUCUAAUAUUAAAGGUGACUUGACCUAACUGCAGUUUUUAAAAGAAUCCUGCCCUCUUGUUAAAAAUUACUAAUGUAUUAAUUACAUGCUUGUCUAAGGCACUAAUGGACCAUAGCCUGUUUUGACUGUAAAUUGUGCUUGUUAAAGUAAUGAAAGUGAUUAAUUUAAUACAUUUCUGACUGAAAUCAUA